Molecule: messenger RNA, 1780 nt
Organism: Adelges cooleyi (spruce gall adelgid)
Lineage: Eukaryota; Metazoa; Arthropoda; Insecta; Hemiptera; Adelgidae
Product: thiamine transporter 1-like
Exons: 8
Coding region: 280-1665 (461 amino acids)
Biological process (GO): transmembrane transport; vitamin transport
Cellular component (GO): plasma membrane
Molecular function (GO): vitamin transmembrane transporter activity
Source: RefSeq, a predicted model, not a curated record
CAACGUUGCACGAGAGAUAGCAGGUGUAGAGGCACACCGUCGAGUGGCUACAACCGGUUUGUUGAGUUUGUUGGAAAACAGCCAAUAAAAAAGUUAGUGGGUGAGGUAAUAAUAAUAUUUAUUAUCCGUGAAAUUGGCCGUGAAUAAAAUAAUCUGUAAAAAAAUAACAAUCAAGUACAGCGGCGAUUGCGCAGACCUGUGCGACGGCGGUCCAAGUGCGGACUUCACUCGUUAAGCGCGCUCGUCCCUUAGACUCAUAAUAUUGCCCGCCGGACUUGUAUGGGAACCAUGGAAGAAUGGAAAAAGAUCACACUGAUGACCACCGUGUUGGCGUUCCUUCUGGAGAUAAGACCACUGGACCCGUUCUUGACGGCGUACCUGACCGGACCGGACGUCAACGUACCCCUGGACGAAGUGGCAGAAGUCCUGACGCCCAUAAGAGUAUACAUGGGAAUCGUCGGCACGGCGUUGUGUUUCUUGUUCGCCGACUACGUUUUGUACAAACCCGUUUUGAUCGUUGACGGAUUGGUGGGAAUAGUGAUGUACUACAAUUUCAUCGGUUCGCCCAGCAAGUUGCAGCUGUGGGUUUCCAUGGCUUUGCUGUCCAUCUAUGUUUGCGCCGAGUUGACUUGUCUGAGUUAUGUGUACGUGAAAAUCCAAGACAAACUCAAGUACCAGACGGCCACGGGUUUCAUCAGGUCUGGCACUUUGUGCGGCACGGCCUUGUCGGGUCUGAUCGGCCAAGUGUUGGUGUACUUCAGCGGUGGACGCUACACGAUUCUGCCUUACAUAAGCCUAGUUGGCGUAUCAUUAGCCUUCGUGUGGGCUUGGUUUCUCCCAGCUGUGAAGUACAGCUCCUUUUUGCAAAACGUACUGGAACAACCCAUUGAUCCGGUUUCAUCGAAGACCGCCCUUGACGACGGCAGAACGCCCAAAUACGUGGACUCGACGAUUGCCAAUCAAGUGAAACACAAUGAACCUGAGCAAAUUCCCACUCGAAUAAAACUGUUCAACCGUCUCCUCGAGGACUUGUCGUUAUCGUUGUCCGACCAGACUGUACUGAAAUGGUCGUUUUGGAACACCUUGGCUUUAACCGGAUUCAUGCAGGUCGCAGUGAACAUAAACGUUUUGUAUACGUACAACGAAGACACCACCGGAGACUACAGGACAUUGUUAAACGGAAUGGUGGAGUUUGUCAAGACUCUUUCUGGAGCUUUUUGUACCUACAAAAUCGGUUUUGUCAACGUCGACUGGGACCUUUACGGCGACUACUUUUUGGGAUGCGGUUCAUUGGUCCUCGGAGUACUCAUGGGACUUUGCAACUUUAUUCAUAACAACUACUACGUGUACAUCAUGUACAUUUGCUACGGCGUGCUGUUCCAAUCCAUGGUCGUUAUAGCCCAGUCCCAAAUAGCUAAAAACUUGAAGGACGAUUGCUACGCUUUAGUGUUGGGCUUCAGUGCGUUUGUGGCCAUUUGUAUUGGCACUGUAUUCACUAUGUUCGUCGUCUCUAUGAACGUUUUCAAUACAACCGUUGCCCAACAGUUUUUGUUCUACGGUGCUCUGUACGAAUUUCUCGGUGUCGUUUACUUGUGGAAUAAUUUUUCCAACGGGAAAACCGUGUUUCGGGGAUGGUGCUGUGCCAAGAGCUAUGAGGAUCUCUGAAAAAGUAUAUUAGAAAAAUUGUUUUUUUUAUUUAUUUUUAAGUAGUUGUAAUUAAACGAUGUGUAUAAAAAAAAUUGUAAUCAACGAGUAAAAUGUUAUGUUUUGCACCAACAAU